Molecule: messenger RNA, 2411 nt
Organism: Durio zibethinus
Lineage: Eukaryota; Viridiplantae; Streptophyta; Magnoliopsida; Malvales; Malvaceae
Product: CDT1-like protein a, chloroplastic
Biological process (GO): mitotic cell cycle; DNA replication checkpoint signaling; DNA replication preinitiation complex assembly
Cellular component (GO): nucleus
Molecular function (GO): DNA binding; DNA polymerase binding
Source: RefSeq, a predicted model, not a curated record
CCAGAAAAUCCACUUAAUAUAUACACCCCCUCGAUCCGCCUCCUUUCCUCUCCUCCGCCAACUCCCGCCUCCCUCCUAUUUUCUCUGUAAUUUAUCCAGCCAUGAACUCCUCAGAUUCUCUCAAAUCCACCCCUCUGAAAUCCAAAAAACUUCUCAACCUAACCUCUAACUCACCCGUUUCCAUAACCCCAGAAAAGUCCGCCUCCCAGCUCCGCAACCGUUCUCGUAACCGUGGCGUCGCUCUCUCCAUCAAGGAGAUCCGGCAAGUGGUCCAGACCCGGCCCAAACCUCCAACCGAUCAGGUCAAAUCGGCCCGGAAACAGAUCUUAUCCUGGGCCAUCGAAUCUCCUCCACCCAAAACCUCCGGUGUCCGUCACGAUAAACUCCCUGAAAAUUACGAGAUAUUGUGUGGGUUUUUCGAUGGCUUGGAUUCUGCAAUCCGGCUGCUAAAGCUGAAGGGGUCAAUGCCAACUUUUACUAAUAUCAGCCCCAAAAUAGAGUGUUUAACUGAUAGGAGGUUUUCAUACGGUCACUUGGCCCAAUUGAAGCAUAUUUUACCGGAGGCGAUUGAGAUAAAGAGAAUGCUGAUCUUUGAUGAGAGGACUAGUUGUAUGAAACCAGAUCUCCACGUUAGCAUCAUCGCCAAUGCGAUUGACUGUGGGGAUAAGUCUAAAUCUGAGACGAAUCUGAACUUGAGGAGGGUUUUUCGAGCUCGGCUUGCAGACUAUCUCAAGGCUCAUCCUCAGGGUGGUGAAAUUCCAGAAGAAGAUCUCCCAGAGCCAUUCAAUCGUUCAAAGAAGAAUAUGCAAUUGAACAUGAUCAAAGGACCUAUUUCAUUGUCUUCUGAUGAGUCAUCAACUGAUACACUGACAGUGCAUCAAUUCUUGACAGCACAAGGUGAAGUUAUUCAAGAGGAAGCACGACCAAAACCAUCCUAUCACUCAAAUUUCAAUUCAAAACUGGUUGUGGAGACAUUAGCUGAUGCAAUUAAUGACCAGCAACCUGUGGUAGCAUCUCAUGUAUCUCGAUCAUUUCGGAAGUGCUUUUCCCAGAAAGCCAUAAACAAAGCACAGGAGGUUGUCCAAAAAUGUUCACAGGUUUCCGUUCAGUCCUCAAAUUUUCAAGUUCCAGAGCUAUGUGCUGACAGAUCUGUCAACAGUGACAAAACUGGCUCUGCUCUGACUCGAUCCCCAACUAAAUUUUUAUCUAAACCAACUGCAAGUGAGACAAGGUCCAAAACUUGCCUCCCUGCAACUCCAAUCAAAGAGGUAAUUCCCUUGAAAACUGAAGAUAAGUCCCCUACAAAAUCUGGCAGUAUUCAGUCCACUCCUGUAAAACUAGCUUCCACUCCUGCUAGGCUGAUGACCGCCACACCUACUCUACAGCUGCAAAAGAGAUGUUACAUGAGCCCAGAUGAGGUUUCUUCCAAUUUAUCAAACAAGUUAGUUAGGCGGCCACCGCGUACAAGGUCCUUGAAAUUUGACACUCCUGUGAAGGAAGAGAAGGUUGUUGAUGGCGUGUCUGAGAUGGGAGGCAAGCCAGUCGACGAUGAAGAAGAUGAUGUUCUUUCUAUUCUACCUGAGAGCCUUCUGCAUUCAAUAAGGGAGAAAGAGAGGAAAGCAAUGGAGGAGCAAGAUCCAGCAAUCUCACAAGCAAAGAGACGACAACGGAUGAUUGCCUGCCUACCUAAGCUCUUCAACAUUAUUCACUAUCUUUUCCAGUCUGUAAAGCGCUCUGUUAUUACCAAAGAAGAGCUUAUGCACAAAAUAAUUGCUGGCCAUUGUGAUAUUGCUGAUAGAGGAGAAGUUGAAGAGCAACUAAAACUGUUGCUAGAACUAGCUCCAGAAUGGAUAUUUGAAAAGACAGCAUCUGCUGGGGAUUUACUUGUUUGCGUCAAUAAAGUGUCAAGCCCAGAAUCAAUACGAAUGCGACUCCAAGAAGCGAAAUGAGUGGAGAAUCAGUGCUCAGUUCAUUAAAUUAUAUAAGAAAUCAUAUUGUCAGCCGGAGUUCAAGUAUCUGUCUACGUUCAGCUUUUGUAAAGUGUUUGUACAAGUUUGAUGUAUGUAGGACCAUAUUUAGGUAUAAGAUUUAGGAAUGGUAAGAUGAAAGCUUCUAUUGAGUUUGAUCCACCGUGUCAAUACAAGUGUUUUCCUUGACUAAUAUGUGACUUCACAAUCUGCAAAAUAUUUGAGAUGAUUUAAGGAGUUCUCCAGAUCAACAAUUAGAGGCAAACAUUAAUGUACUUGUGGCUGUGGAGGCCGUCAAAAACAAAUCAAGUUCUUUUGCUGUUGCAUGCCUUCUUCUUUUUCUUGUGAAUAAAAUUGGACACAUCUCUUGGUCAAUCUCACAGAAUGUGAAGCACUUUGAUAUUUAGUUUAGGGUGUGUUUGGUAGAAUGAAAAAGUAGAAAGA